Messenger RNA from Rhizopus microsporus ATCC 52813, 948 nucleotides. RefSeq lists its product as uncharacterized. The record is from RefSeq and is a predicted model, not a curated record. Lineage: Eukaryota; Fungi; Mucoromycota; Mucoromycetes; Mucorales; Rhizopodaceae. The transcript has a single exon. The coding region runs from base 237 to 800 and encodes 187 amino acids.
UUUUUAUUGCUGCAAUGCUUAGUAAGGCACAUCCUAUACCUACUCCUUAUGGACACAUUCCUAAAUAUAGGAAAAAGAAGAGAAAUGUAAGCUCAUUAGAUAAUGAAUUUGACGAUGCUGACACUCUUUAGACCACUGUUCAAGCCCCUUACCCCUUCUUUUCAACAUCAUCUACCAAUUCAUUUUUCUCAUUUUUAUCAUCAUUAUUCACAUCAAAGAAAGAGCAAGUAGGAUUUAUGCCUAUCCAUAACAAUAAACCUCAAAUACAAACCAUCACAUCAACAGAACCUAUUGACUGUCAUCAUCAUUUUAAUCAAGAAGAUACCCCCUCGCUGUCUACAAGUCUGAGUAGUUCAGAAAGUAGUACUACUAGCAGCAACCAGUAUUCAUUAUCUGAUAUUGAUGACAACACAUCCAUACUGUCUGAUAUAUUAUGUGAUCAUUAUGUUUAUAAGCAACAACAACUCAAUAAUACGAUAAAAGAUGAUAAUGUGCCCUUGGAGACAUUUAGAUUAUUUGAAGCACCUCUAGAAAGAGAAAAUAACCGCCAGCAGUGGAUCUUGGUUGAGCAAUCAGAAAAAUAUAGUGAAAAGAAGCUAGUAAACGAACAGACAAUACGCCAACAUACCCGUGAUAUCAGGACAAAUACGGACUACUUUCGAAUGAUUGUAGCGGAAGUCAACAUGAUGCGUGCUCAAAAGAUAGUGUGUCCAUUGAGGCAAAGAAGAGUUUUACCCAAGCGAAAUGACCCAUUCAAGAUACGAUCAAGUCCUUUACAGAACUGUAUUAUUUGUACAUAAACACAAUUCUUUAUUUAUUUGUUUUUUACAUCACUACUCUAUCUUUUUUAUCUUUAUAUUUCCCUUUUCAAGAGCGUCCAUUAAUAUGUUGAUCUGUGUGCCUGUCAUCCUGUCUAAUCCUCUACUUAAAUUGACUAAAUUGGUCGGU